This is a messenger RNA of Porites lobata, 10563 nucleotides long. The record is from the annotation of a GenBank genome assembly. Lineage: Eukaryota; Metazoa; Cnidaria; Anthozoa; Scleractinia; Poritidae.
CACAUGUCUCCGUGGUUAAAUCCCGCAUUCACUGUCAUUCUCUUGCACUUUCGGCGAAAGCCAGCGAAAGACGGAAGCCCCAAGGAAAGUUAGGACUGCACUGACGAAGAAGAAAUCUCUUUAAAGAUGGGGAACGGCGAUUCAAAAAUUGUAAGUAAAAUUUUGUAGCAGGUCUUUGUAACUUAUUAUGUAUUUUAGUAGUUCCUUAUUUUUUAAAAUUCGUCGCGUAAAUUAAAUGAAUUGCUCCUCGAUUCAGGGGAAGAAGCAAGGGUCCUUUGGAUUAUUUUCUUGUGAUUUUUAUGUAUGCAUAUAUCUUUUUUUUGGUGCAAUUUUAAGAACCUUACCAGUAACCAAAGUGAUAAUAAUUUAGUAUAAGUGUUACGCAUCAGCAGUAGAUCGUGUUUUCUGUUGAGGCAUUACUUGUCGGUACGUCACACCACAUAGAUCCACUUAAAACCGCAGGCUUAACUGACUGUUCCUCGGUCCAAAUAAUCGUUAAAUGCAGAAUUUUGUACUGAAAAUUAAGACACGCAUGAUAGCAAGAAAGUUACCUGCACGCUGCGUUUUGUGUGAAUUGCAUACGGGCGUUUUCGGGCGCUUCAAACUGUUAUGUGCUCCUUCCGAUUAAAAGCAUUAAAAACGUCAAAAUUCGCAAAUCGCUAAAAGACCAAGAUACGAAUAAGAGGAAAUUAUGAGCACUUCUAAAAAGAACCAAAGGAGGCGAAUUUAGGGCAUACAAAUGGAGAGAAAAUAAGAUUUUCUCCUGUACAGAUAAUGUAAAUUUCUGGGAAAUAUACUUCCGCUUGCGAUGUAACGAAUUCCAGGAAUUAGACAACUCUUUCAUUUCAUUAUUUUUUUCUUUUUUUUGUCGCAAAUACUACCACCUUCUAAAAACUAAUGCAAACUAAUUCCAAACAAAUUCAUUAGCGCAUUUCUAGAAUUUUUUUUCUUUUUGUCAGCAAAGAACAUGUGAUGUAGCUUUUUUUCGUCAGGCUAUUUGUUAACAGUCACGCGAUAAGUUACUUUUCAAUUAAAAUGGUCACGCGAUGCUUUGACGAAAAUAUUUUCACAUGAAAACGAAUAUUAUGUGUUGUGGUUUAAAUUUUACCUUAUUUUCUUUUACUAACAUUAUCAUACAUUACCAUAAACAAAAAACAAACGAAAAUAAAAUUUAAACCAAGGAUAAAAUUACAACAACAUAUGUAUAAAGAGUUCUAUGAAACUUUUAGAUUUCAGGAGCACUUUCUAGGAGAUCAAAAAAGACAAGUCGGUUAGUGCAACUAUUACAACUUCGCGGAAAAGAGAGCAUUAAGUUUUCCUUUAUAAAACAGCGGCGAUGGUAUUCGAAAGUUCUUUGUGUCGGUUAGCUGGUAGGCGUUAGUGCCCAAUGAGUAAUUUUCCGACGGACAUGUAUCUGGGAAUUAGCUACUUUCGCAUUGCCCAUAAUACACCUUCCAAAUCGCUCGCGUAAACGGCAGUUUGGCGAGGCGGGGGGACUCAAAGACCUGAUUUCCGGAACUUCGGAGAAUGACAGCUUGAUUCAUUGGAACAAAAGAAAGUUUUUACAUAAGAAAAGAGUUCAAUUCCCACAGGGUUGUCUUGGUACACCAACAUGGCCGCCGUUUCAUUGUUUUGGAACACCAAUAUGGCCGCCUUGACGUCAUGUGAAAACCCUCUAUACAGUUCCAUACAGAAGUACACUGUACACUGCUGACCCCGGAGGGGGGAGGACUCCGCAUAUGAAAGUGAGGGGAUGCUCAUCGUCUCGCUUAGGGGUGUAAAUUUCGGAUUUUGGUCUCAUUUAGGAUGUUCUGGGGAAAACGCCAUCAUACUUAGCCGUGAAUGUCUCGUUUAGGGUUGCACGGGAAAAAAUAUAAAAAUAUAUAUUUGAUAUGUAUAUUUUUAAGCCGUUUUAUUUACUCCAUUCAUAUAAUCCAAGUUUUCUCAUUUUUCUGUGUUUUAACAUGGCCUCUUUUAGGGAUCAAAAAAGCUUGGGCCACGCCCAGAUCGGUCUCCUUUAGGGGUUUAAUUCAAAAUUUCCGACGAGCAUCCCCACCCCUUUCAUAUGCGGAGUCUACCCCCCUCCCGGGCUGUUGACAGCCUUCUGUCUAUUGCGUAGUUUUAUGAUUCGAUAAAUGGCCGAUCUGGUUGCGUGUGUCUAAGUGGAGCGAGAUGGGGUGGGAUCACUGGGAGGAAAGAGAACUUCAACUGUCUUUGAUUUUGUUUUCUCUCUUGCCCACUCCCUGUAACCAUAGUCCCUCGCUUGUCGCGUUCUUUUCGCACGUUUGUGGCCUCUUCUGUUUGCAGAUUGCGUUAAGUAAAUAGAAAAGCUGAGAAGAGUCUACACACUGUCUAUAAAAGAGAUAGACAUGUUUGCUUAAUGGAACUGCACGUCUCAUCUGUAUAUUCGAUCGAUUCUGAAACCGAGGAUUAAAAGUUUCUCGCGUGUUGGUUAACCCAGCCAAAGCAAUAAGGUAGUAUUUAUCUUUUUGUUUAUUUACCUAUUUGUUUGUUUGUAAUUGGGACAAUAGAAUUAUGAAACAGUGGACAGAACAGAUCCAGAUGCGGCACGACAAGGCCGAGAACAAGCCGAAGAGGAAAAUCAAGAAAGGAUGAGAAGACUCCAGAUUGAGAUGCAAAGAGAUCGCGAACAGGCGAUACUUGAAGCACAAGAAAGGGCCAGGUGUGAAGACGAGGAGCAGCGAAACCGAUUAGAGCGUCAACGUCUUGAGAGAGAAGAAAGGGAGCGACAGCGAAAGGAGGAGGAAUCAUUUUGUCAGCUUAAAGAUGCUCUGAUGAAUUACAACUUGCAGGAAUCCCCGAGGAUUAAAAAGGAAAGUUUCCGUGAUCUGGAUAUAGGAGAUAUGGAUGGAGUGCGUAUAGCUUUGAUCGGACCGACGGGUUCGGGAAAAACAUCCUUCAUUGGUAAGAGUUUUCCUUUAUAUUGAAAAACAACAUAAAAAUCAACAAACAAUAAAAAAUAAAGAAUUAUUCCUUAACACACUUUUCGAACCAUUUUGAAGUCAAAGCCUUCGGACUCGUUAGGGGUAGAAUAUGGAAUAGGGAGGAGAAGUCGUUACGUCAUGUUGCCAUGGUAACAAAAUUUUAUCCGAAAGGACCGUAUCUACAACCUCAUCCCCAGGGCUUUUUCCUCAAUGGGUGGGGCACCCAUUUUUUGAGGGAAAAGCCCUGGGGACGAGGUUGAUAUAAAUUAGCUUCGCAGGAAUAUUUAGGCUGUACACGUGACCAGCCGAUGCCAGAGCCUUUUCCCUCCCCACCCAUUUUUUGAGGGAAAAGCCCUGGGGACGAGUUUGCCGUAUCUAUUGAAGUUUUGCUUAAGCUAUCCAAACAUUUAGCAGCCAUGGUAACUUGACGUAACACUUCUCCUCUAUUUCUAAGCUCGUUCCUCACUCCUCAGACGUCAUUUCGCGCGUAGACUAGAAACCAUUGAAACCUGUGCCUCUUUAUCAGAAAUUCGUACGAGAAGGAAACUAGGCGGUGUAAAGUCUUCUACAAGGGACAGGGAAAGAAUUUACCAAUAGCGGACCGGCGUGGUACUACUUGGUGUACGACUGCCCAAAAUGUCCCGAGCCACUACCCACUACUAUUCAUGUGAGUCUUACACCAAGUACCUACCCGACCGGCGCGUCCCCAGUAACAAUCCCAGAAACAAUUGCGGGACACAUUUCGGCUCCAGUCCCCUUCUCGUGUCUAUAAAAGAAGCGAAUCACACCACCCUCAACAGACCUUGUCACGGUUUUUGGAAGCCAUCUUGACGGGUGGACAACCGCGUCAGAAAUUACAGUGCUUGUAUUAGAAUCUAAUAUCGAAUAAUUUCCGCAAAACGGCUGUUCUAAAAAAAUAUAUGAAUUGUAAACUAAAGCUUCACUGCUAACGAUUCUACUGAAAAAAUUUGAGUGCGUUAUAUGCAGCUACAUGCGCUAGAACCACUUUUUAAAUUUUUUUAUACAUUUGUCUGUAAGAAAUUUUCUUCCUGCCAACUAAAAUUUCCCGGGAAAAAUUACAGACAAUUAUAUGAAAAAUCUAGCCAAGCGUCUGGAGAAAUUUAAGCACAGUGACGGCCCCCAAAAUUUGUUAUGAAGAUCCUUUGCUGUGUAGCUUUAGUUUACAAUUGAUUUUUUUUUUCAGAACAUCCGUUUUACGGAAAUUACUCGACAUUAGAUUCUCGUACGAACAGUGUAAUUUCUCACGCGGUUGCCUACUCAUCAAGAUGACUUCCAAAACCGAGAUAAGACCUAUUAAAUCAUAUUGAUUCUGUUCGUACAGGUACCAUACAGCGAUCUCUCAGUGGAGACAGCCACAGGCAGACCGCCUUUGAACAAGGCGAGGGAAAAGAAGGCACUAUCAUUCUUGAAGACUACAACUUGCAUCCACAAAUAAGUCUCCUGGAUACAAGAGGAUUUUUUGACAGCGAUGAAAAGCUUAUGGACGAAUGCCUCAAUAUUAUGUCGGGAAGGUAAUUAGUGUUCUACCCCGGGGGGGUGGGGUGGGUGUUCUACAAACCCCGUUCCUAUUGAGAGUGACGUUUGAUAUGUAAGUGAAAAGGGUGACUCAGAAGAUUAUCCAAGUUACCCCAAAUAGAUUCGAACCUAUGAUCCUUCACACUAUACUAGAUGGCUUUUUCGCGCCGGCACAAAAACCAGGGGCACCCAACGACAAUUUUCGGAAAAAUAUCUGUUCGGAAGACGAUUUGAGAUCUAGAAUUUUCGGAACAUUUGAUGUAAAAUUUCUUGCUUGCCUGCCUCUCCUAGGAUUUUCGAACAUCUAAGAAAUGGUAAAAUUGCCCAUUUUCAACGGAUUUUUACCCUAAGGGACUGGUCAAAAAGUAUAGAGGGGGGUGGGGGGGUGGGCCGGAGCAUUUGGAAAUGUGGUUGAUAAAAAACACAUGACCCACCCCCUCCCUUCGGCACAAAAAUGACUGACCCACCCCUAAAGCAAGGUUGGAAAUUGCAUGACCCACCCCCUAGUUAAAACAUGGAUGUUUGGUUUCCUCUUAAUAAUCCAAUAAAACCUUGUUCUGUGCUUGACAAAAUUUGUUGAUAUACUGCUACAACCAAUAUCAAAAUCACAGAAAUCAUACCUUUCACUGAAAAGACAAAUGUGAAAAACCCAACAUUCCUUGUUUCGAUGGACGUUAUGAGUCUUGACACAAAUAUACAGCAAAACGAGGGUAUAUUGAAAUUGUCUGUCACAAAUAAAAAUUUCUACAAAGACAACCCAAUCCUACACAUUACUUGCUGGAAAUGCUUAGAUUAAUCGAUCCUCAAAGAAAAUUUCUUCCACUUCAAUGGAAAGGACUACCUACAAAACCAUGGAACUGCAAUGGGCACAAAGACAGUAGAUUUGAUUCCUUUGCCGAUAUUUUCAUGACAUACAUUGAAACAACAACUCUAAGCAAAACUGUCUUUAGAACAACAGUUUGGAAAUGCUAAAUACACGAUAUUUUUGCCCUAUGGGACAUGAGUAAACCAGACAUCGAAACCUUCAUUGAACAAGCAAACUUACAUCUCCCAACUAUUGAAUUCACGGCCGAAACAUUUGACACUGAGACUGCGUUUUUAGACACGGUUGUAUACAAAGGCACAAGAUUCAAGGAAAAAUCUAUCCUUGAUGCAAAGACACAUUUUUAACAAAGGCAAACCUUCUUGCACACACAUUUCACCUCGUGUCACCCUCCAGAUGUUAAAAAAGGAUUUGUCAAAGGAGAAGCCUUGAGAAUCCUACGAAAAAUCUCCUCAGAAACAACCUUUGAGAAAAAUAAUUCAAAUUUAAAAAAUAACACUUGAUGGACGGAGGCUAUCCACAAUCUUUGAUAGAAAACAUACUAUCAGAAAUAAAAUUCGCAAAAGGGAGUCUAAACUCCUAAAACAAAACAACAACGAGGAAAAAGAAAUAUUGCCAUUCGUGACACAAUACCAACCCUCAGUGUGUACUAUAAAGGAAGCUUGAAUGAAAAAAUGGAAUCUUAUACAAAACCAACUGUAACCUCAAUAAAUUUUUAAAGAAACACCAAUCAUUUUCUUACAAAAAAGGAAAAUCAUUAAAGGACAUGCUCGUAAGAGCCAAAAAAAAAAAGGUUAAGGGUUCCACGCCCGUAUAGAUGUACGGCCUGUCACCCUUUUGUACUUUCUCGCACAACAGGUUUGUGAGUAUUUUAGCAAUAAUUCCAGCCGGCUGUGUUUUAUAUAACAAGUGUAGUCAACUGUCUCGUCAGUAGUUAGUGCCUAUCUAUGUAAUAAAAUAGGGUGACCCACCCCCUAAGGGUAGCUGAAAAUUGCACGACCCACCCCUUGCACAAGGCUCAAAACCUCAUAACCCACCCCCUCUCUACUCUGGCCCACCCCCCUCUAUACUUUUUGACCAGUCCCUAAAAAGGUCACCUAGAAUUUUCGGGAGCCUUUUUUCUGGCUGAAAUUUUCGAACAGGUAAGUUUUGAUUCCUAUAAUUUUCGGAUCAUUAGACUUUCAGCUAGGAAAUCCGAACAGAUGAAAAAUUUAUAGGGGAUAAAAAUAUGCCCAUAUCCACCGUUUAAAUACUAAAAUACGUUUAACAAUGCUAUGUUUAAGUGGUUUUGAACUAUAUUCUCGUUGGGUGCACCUGAAAAACCAUACCGGGGAUGGCUUCUGUUUUCCCAACACACAUAAGAACGGUGAUUUCGGCGCGAUUUCUGUGACGGAACGAGGCUGCGCCCCGUCGAUCUCCAAAGUGGAGCGUCACAUUUGAGUUUCCGGGAACGAAAGCUAGUUUAUGUCACAAGGUAAAAAAAAACAUGAAAUAGACUAUUAUACACUUUUUCUAUCAAACAAGUGAAUCUGAUAGUCGCUCCGGGCGUUUGUAAGUUCCAACCUCGUUCCCAGGGUUCUCUCUUACCCGUCCCUACGGAGCGAGAGAGAGAACCUGGGAACGAGGUUGUGUAAGUUCAUGUGAGGGAAUCCAAGACAGUCUUGGAUUCUGGAUUGCAUGCCAUGGAUUCCGGAUUCCAGGUACUGGAUUGCAGUCUUUGUCAGUGGAACUUGGACUCUGGAGUAGUCCAAUCGUUAAAAGGAUUCCGAAUCCCUUGAGCUAUAUUCCGGACUCCAAAGCCUAGGAUUCUGGAUCUCACAAGCAAAAAUUUCCUGAAUUCCGAAAUCCGAAUUCUCUAACAUGAGGCGACAUUUACCAUAAAUAAAGUUUUGCAUUUUUCUCAAUUUAAGAAUUCGUCCAGGUGAAGAGAUCGAACGAGGCUAUGACGGAAGUAAAGACAAGGGUAAAGGGGGUAAUCCUCAGACAGGAAGAAAAGCUCCGCAUCUCUCCAAAUAUGCCCAUGCAGUGAUCUUUGUAGUGAAGGCAAAUGAUCCGCGGUUGAAGGACGGCAAGUACAAGAACGCUCUGCAGAAAAUGCGAGAGCAUUUCAGGGAAGACGGUAAGGCUAAAGUUUUUUGCUAUCUUUAACUUUGUUCCCUAACACACGGUCUAUAAUGACCUACAUUAGUGGUAGUGGUUCAGCUUUUUGUUUUCUUCGCAAAUCGACCGAAAUCAACCGUCUUUUCUCUAGGACCCUUCAGCUCGAAAAAAAUUCAGUGGUUAGAGCGUCCGAACUAGAACUCGGAGGGUCGUGGGUUCGAUUCUCACCUGGAGCUCGGAAAAUUUUUCUGAGCUUUCUGGUGUUUGAAUUCUCCUUCUUCUUUAAUUGAAUGAACAAGAAUUAUCAUUUCGAACGAAAACGAAGAAUUUAGUGGUGUGACAGGUGCAUUUCGAACCUCUUUUAUGGUUGGUGGACUUUGAUCCCUAGCAUUUUAGGUGUUAGCCUGCGAAUGCAGCCUUCUCUCCUCGCUCCUCGCUGCUAGGGACGUCUCGUGUUUCUCUAGCGUGGAGCGUGGAGGCGGCUCUAUCAGUUCGCAGGCUACAAUUGUGCCUUUAGGAGCUGUUUUCUCAGCGCCGCCGAUUGUUUGCUGUGUUCGCUGAGGGUGGAGAUUUGCGCUUCUCUAUUAAUGUUCUGAAGGUUAAGUGUUAUGUGGCUAGCUUGCCUUGCCUUCGAAUAGCUCCAGAUAACCGUCGAAAUAAAUUUGGACAGCUUACCCCCCCCCCCCCCCCCCACCCCCCCUCCCCAAAAAAGAAGAUGUUAAAUAUUCUGAACUAGCCCGCGCUUAACUCUGUGGUUAAGUCCGUCUGCGAAACAGCCCGGAAAUCCUUGUUCUGGGCCCCCACCUGUGUACCAGGAUUUGAGUUCGCUCUAUGAUUGACCUGUUAAAAAAGCUUUUGUCGAUUUGCCAAUCUUUGUCAAAAGGAAAUCCGACACGCAUUUCCGGUGAUUCGUUGAAUCUGUUGGAGGCCCCGAACAAGGAUCUCGGCGCUGCUUCGCCGACGUUACGUAACCCAAGGUUAAAUUACGUCUGUGACGCAGGCUUUUGUGAACUCUAUCUUAUAUUGUUGGCAUUCAGGCCCGGGGGGGUACUCCCAUACAUUACCUAUACGGGUAUGUGCCGCCCAACGGGGUCGUGAUUUUGAAGCUCCUGAUUUAGAAAGGGGUAUGCAUUUCAGAGGCGUUUUCUAGAACGGGGUAUAAUUUUUCGAACGCACGAAAGCUCCAGUUUGGUAAGCAGCCAUUUGAAAUUAUUCAAGGACAGAUUGCCUUUAAAAAUACGGUUCAAUGCGUUAACAAGCAAAUUGUUGUACUCUUGUUGCACUUUAAAACGGAGUAUAAAAAAUUGGCCCAUUUCUAGAACGGGGUAUCAGUUUUAGCGCGAAUUCUAGAACGGGGUAUAAAGAAUUGGCCCCUUUCUAGAACGGGGUAUCAAUUUAAGGGGAAUUUUUUUUUAGAACGGAGUGCCAAUUUGGAGUCCCGGGCGGCACAUACCCACCCAAAAAAUACCCAAGUGUCCCCCCCGGGCAUUCAGGCUGGGCAUUCCCUUGAACGCUUGAUCAAGCGUUUUUGAACCUAACGACGUCCUGCUUGAAUGUUGAAUGUGCUUUCACCUUUUUAUUCUAUAGGGUAUGCCCCGGUGACAGUCAUCACUUAUCUCGACAAGCUGAGAAACGAGGAAGACAAAAACAACGCUUUUGACAUGGCUUCGUGGGCGAUUGGUAGUUCCAGCGAAAGAACCUUCUUCAUUUCGAAUUACACGCAUACUAGCAGCGACACGUCCUUGACCGUGGAGCGAACGGCUCUCGACAUCUUGGACUUUGCCUUGCUUUCUGCUGAAAGGUUCAUACGGAUCAAAAAGCAGCGAGAGAAAAAUCAGAGGGAAAGGGAAAUUGCAGCUGGAGGUAAUUUCUUGGGCGGUGGCUCAUGCCGGCACUUGUUUCUUCCGUUUGUUUUCACUACAGUCUUUCUGUAAAGGAACAACUCAGCAAUGUCAUAACAAAGCUCUUUGAAAUAUUUUCCAGUCGGGUUUCUCAUUAAGGAAGCGCAUCUUUAAAUCAAUGUGUAAAUCAAAUGUCGCUCAACAAAUAACAUACACUUGAUGGCAGGCCAGAGGGAAACAGUUUUGAUUUGUUUCUAAUGAAGAAAAAAUUGUACAAAUAUAUGAAGUAAAUAUCCGAGAGCAGUCAACUUUCGUGUGGGAAACAGCGUAUUUACCUUCCAACGUCAUAGAUUUUGCAUUGCCCCCUCAAAAACUUUCGCGGGGAAAACUUUUCUAUUUUUAGAUAUCAUGUGACUUCGACGUAACCAAUAAGAGGUCGACCUGUUAGGGAAGAGUCUCUUCUCUUGGCCAAGUACAAUCAUUAAUAUGUAAUCUCCAAACAUAAGUUUCUCUAAUGCCCUUUGCUGUAUAUUUGAUCUUCCUCAUAUUCCUCGUGUGGAGCCCAUAACAAUUUCCUAAUUACUCAAGAGGUUUGUGUGCAAUAGAGCUUUUUCACUCAUAGGCCAGCAUCUAUGCUAAUUUAUUGGAAGAAAAGGAAGCGUUUACAUAAGAGAAGAUUUCAACUUCCAGAAGAUCUUCUUGGUACACCAAUAUGGCCGCCGUGACGUCAUGUCAAAAUGCUCAAUAACAAAAGAGGCUAAGAUCAGGCUAAGAUGAAUCUCGAAAUUCUUCUUAUAGAUUUUUUGUAAAACUUUGCAACAGACAAUACAACAACGUAGCGUAGAGCAUUUCCAGAGAAAAUGCGAAUAAGCACUGCAAUUCGAUUAAGAGCUAAACACAUUGUGACAUGAUGUUCAUUCCGAUCGGGGAAAAAAUUAUAUAUUCAUAGUAUAGUUCAGUCUAUGUGUAAUCCAUGUGUUAUAAUGUAUUUGCAUUAGAGACCAAUCUGCUUACGUACAAGAGGUCCAAGGGUGGAGGGUUUGCAUAAAAACAUACUAGGUCGAGCCACCUUAACGUGCUCUCUUUUUUAUUAGGAGCCAGUAGUGAGGCGGAGACAGUAGAACAGUUUUUCGCCCGUCUGAGAAAGAAGUACAACUGGACUGACCAGGGCAAAAUGAAAGAGGUGGUGUCGGAACUACGUAAGAAUGAGAUCAAUACCGUCAAGGUUCUCAAGGAGUUAUGGGAAGAAGUCAAGGGCGAAAUUCCGCUGUCCAUUGGCAUGAAGAAAUGUUUGGAAGUUGAAAUCCAGAAAGUUUGA